Doryrhamphus excisus (bluestripe pipefish) is the source of this 3119-nucleotide messenger RNA. The record is from RefSeq and is a predicted model, not a curated record. NCBI's taxonomy places the organism in Eukaryota, Metazoa, Chordata, Actinopteri, Syngnathiformes, Syngnathidae.
AAGAAAAGUAUCGAUAGCAAAGUAUAACAGUCAAUGUAGAAAGUUAGUAAUUGGGGGUGCGGGUGACGUCAUCGGCUGGCAUGUGUCAUGUGAUUCUUUGUUGACGUCCAGGCAGCAGAAACAAGAUGGCGGCGCGCUGGAGCAGCGAGAAUGUGGUGUUGGAGUUUCGCGACGCGCAGGCGACCACCAUGUCCGUGGACUGUGUGGGCUCCCACGCCGUGCUGUCUGGGCGGCGUUUCCUGUACAUGGUCAACUUGGAGGCGCCGUGCGAGCUGGCGAGGAAGAUGGCUCGCCACAGUAAGUGGGACGUGGGCACGGUUCAGUGGAACCCUCACAAGUCCCACUCACACAUCUUCGCCGCCUCGAGCAACCAGCGUGUGGACUUGUACUCGUGGAAGGAUGGCGGGGCCGGCGAUGUCCACACGUCCCUGCAGGGACACACGAGAGUCAUCAGCGAUCUGGACUGGUCGUGCUUUGAAGCGGAGUUCCUGGUCACCAGCUCCGUGGACACAUACAUGUACAUCUGGGACACCAGAGAUACUCGGAAGCCCGCUGUGGCUCUGUCUGCUGUUGCGGGUGCAUCUCAGGUGAAAUGGAACCGUAGGAACCAGAACCUGCUGGCGUCCAGUCACGAUGGAGACGUUCGGAUCUGGGAUAGAAGGAAACCCAACACGGCCGCAGAGUACGUGGCGGCCCACUUGUCCAAGAUCCACGGUCUGGACUGGCACCCGGACAACGAGUUCAUCCUGGCCACAAGCAGCCAAGACAACUCAGUGAGGUUUUGGGAUUACAGGCAGCCCAGGAAGUACCUGAACAUCCUUUCGUGCCAGGUGCCAGUCUGGAAGGCUCGCUAUACGCCCUUCUCCAAUGGCCUGGUCACGGUGAUGGUCCCUCAGCUGAGGCGUGAGAACAGUCUUCUUCUGUGGUCCACGCUAGACCUCAACAGUCCAGUCCAUGCCUUUGUGGGACACGACGACGUGGUUCUUGAGUUCCAAUGGAGGCCCCAGAAGGAAGGUCAGUGGAGGUCCCAGCUCUUCUUGCGACUGGGUCAGUGCCCUUCAUUGUCCGUGUCCUGUGUCUCAGGUACCAAAGACUACCAGCUGGUCACAUGGUCCAGAGAUCAGACUCUGAGGAUCUGGCGGGUGGACCCUCAGCUACAGAAGCUAUGUGUCAGCGACUUGGCGGAUGACUUGAUGGAGGGAAUGUCUCUCAACAUGGACACGGACAAGUCGCUGACGGCCAAUGACCCCGACGGACAACACACCAGAAUUCCCGCUGGACAUCACCUGCAUGAUCAAGAUGGCGGGGUGGGCUCAGGCGCUCGCCAGGACUCGGCUGCGUCCUCAAGUCUCCCUCAGACGCUACAGCAGGAAUUCUCUCUGGUCAACCUGCAGAUCAGGAACGUCAAUGUGGAGAUGGACGCAAUGAACUGCAGCUGUGUCGUCUCGGCUCAUUUUGGGAGUCAUCAGGUUCGACUGCUGAUGAAAUUCCCAGGACAAUAUCCCAACAACUGCGCCCCUACCUUCCAGUUUGUCUCCCCGACGACCAUCUCCACCGCCAUGAAGAGCAAGAUCCACAAAAUCCUCACAGACGUGUCCCUGCAGAAGGUCAAAAGGAAUCAGAACUGUCUGGAACCUUGCGUCCGACAGCUCGUGUCCUGCCUUGAGUCAGACAUGACGCAGGACGACAGUCCGUCCUCAGGCCCCUUCAUCCUGUCCAAUCCUGUCGCUCCAGCGCUGCAGCCGUUUCCUCGAGUCACCAACACUUACGGAUCCUACCAAGACGCCAACAUUCCCUUCCCCCGCACGUCAGGGGCUCGGUUUUGUGGCACCGGUUGUCUGGUUUACUUCACACGACCAAUCACCAUGCACCGCUCAGCCCCCGCCACCGAGCCCACCCCGAGGUCCCUGUCAGCGUUGUCGGCCUAUCACAGCGGCGUGUUGACCCCCAUGAAGAUCCGCUCAGAGUCUCAGGGCGCUCUGCGUCUAUACAGCAGCAGUCCAACUCGCUCGGACAAAGACACCGUGUCCAUCUCGUCCUUCUACUACAAAGAGAGGAAAUCUCGCCGCUUUAAGACCAAGAGGGACGGGGCAGACUACAGCAGUCGCUCCAUCAAGUUGGCAGGAAAGGUGAUCAUCCAGGAAAUCUCCUGCCUGCUUCCUGUCCACAAAGUCCUGGGAGAGAAUUAUAUUCUGAACAUGCGGGACAUCCAGGACACGUGUCAGAAGAACGGAGCAGCCGCGUUGGCAGCCGGACGUCGAGAUGUAGCCAAGGUGUGGGCUUUGGCAUCGGCAGCAACAAGUGUUGACCUGAGUCCGGACUCAGACCCGGACACGGACGCUCCUUGGGCAAGCCAUCCGUUCGGUCGCCGCCUGCUGGACACUCUCGUGGACCACUACAGUCACAUGAGUGACGUUCAGACGCUCGCCAUGCUGUGCAGCGUCUUCACAGACGGUCACUCGCCACACGGUCCACCGCAGUCUCGCUCCCCCGCGGUCCCGCCCCCUCACUCACGCUACCCCAGCUUCACGUCUGAGCCGUCGGAGCACGCCAACUCCUGGAGCGAGUCGUCCCCCGAAGACGGUCGCUCUAGCAACCAUGGUUACGCUGACCCACGCGAUCGAGAGAGCGAGCAGCACGACAUGAACAAGAGACUUCUGGAUCCCACCAACACGCUGCAGUUCGACGACUUCAAGAAGUGUUACGGUGAAAUCUUGUACCGCUGGGGCCUCCGAGACAAACGAGCUGAUGUUCUCAAGUUUGCUUCCUGUCCGCCGGAACCCCACCAAGGAGUCGAGUUCGGCGUGUUCUGCUGCCACUGCCGCAGUCAGGCGAGGGGGACGCAGUGCGCCGUGUGCAAGCGGCUCACCUUCCAGUGCGCCGUGUGUCACGUGGCCGUGCGGGGCUCCUCCCACUUCUGUCUCAGCUGCGGUCACGGCGGGCACACGGGUCACAUGAUGGACUGGUUUCGCCGCCAGGACGAGUGCCCGGCGGGCUGCGGAUGCCGCUGCCUGCAGCAGAGCGUCUUCUGAUGAGCCGCGCGUUGUUGAUGACCAUCGUUGUCAAUGCUGUUGUUUAUUGACAGCUGUCAAACAAUCAAAAAUACAUUUUCUUCAAAU